CACACAGUGGCUGCGGCUCGCCUUUUGGCUCCCUUCACUGCACUCUGAAUCCUCCACAUCCCUCCCCGUGCCCUGAGCGUCUGACCAGAGAGAUGCCUUCUCCUUGAGGCGCUGCCGGCACCCCCCACCAAAACCCACCAGGUGCAGAGGAGCGGGGAUGCCGAGUCCCAGCCUCCCAGAGGACUCCUGAUCCCGACAUUGCCAUAGCAACCGCUCCCACUGCUCCCUCGAUAAGUAGCAGUGCUCGCAGAACCCAGCUCGGGACGUUGGAAGUCCAGACAACCCAACGCUGAAUCGCAAUCUAUCUGCCACCGCUCCUUUCAAGGGGGAGAAAAAACCCAUUUCAAUGAUGUCAACAGAAUGUGUUCAGCCACUUGAUAUCCCAGAAGACAGACUGGACAAGCGAGAUUCACACUGCAACCAUUUAGAAGAUCUUUCAGAACAGCUGAUUAAGAGCUGUGAUCUCAAGAAGAAACCAAGAAAAGGUAAAACUAUCCAGCCUUCCCAAAACACUGAACAGGAGCAAAAAAAGCCAAGGAGAAAAGACACACCAGCUAUACACACCCCACCACCCCUAACAGGCAUACUUUCAGACUUUUCUGAUAAUCUGCUGAAAAGGUAUGGUAUCUCAGAGAAGCCACAGAGAGAGAGAGUGAGUCAGGGCUCUCAGAUCACCGAACUGGAGCAGAAAAAGCCCAGGAGAAAAGAUACACCUGCAAUACACAUCCCACCUUUGAUAAUAGGCACAAAGCUGCUUACAGAAGAAAAGCAAACAGCGAUUAUGGAAGAUGAAGAAAAGGAUGGAGACACAGUCCCCAGUUAAGAUUACAGUGAUAUUUUCAGUAUUGCAGUGUAAAUAAUUCUGGGUCAUUCAAAGUGGCAGCACAUAGAAAAAGAAGUCCUUUCAUUUUUAUAAAUAAUUUUUUCAAGCAUGCACUUGAAUUUAAUUUAUCUUCAAGUGCUUCUCUGCAUCUCAUGAAAUCCCAGCAAGCAUUACAGGAGAUGACAGAAAAUUCACCUACAUGUGGGGCUGGAAGGAUUCUCUUGGUUAACCAAAGCAGCUUCCCAGGAUUUCUGUCUUCAAGGGAUCCACCUGAGACUGUAUCUAGUACCUUGUAGUGCGGUAGUAAGAGUUGACCCAAAGGGCCCACCAACCCAGGGAAGCUGGCACUAGAUAACAGGGUGUCAGUAAACGCAUGAUACCACUAGAUAUCACAGGAUAGUCAAAUAUCAACUAAUGAUUCAAAUUGCAUUUUUCUUCUGACAUCUCACCUCGUUCAUCUAGCUUGCCUUCAUUGGAAUAAUGCUGAGCACAGUAAAUAUUUCCACACGCAGGACUGAUGUGAUCCAUGUUCCUGAAGUGCAAAGCAAACACGUCUUGGGCCUGUAUCUGUUCGUGACUGGUGUUUGAGAGAGAAAAGGGCAGAUUUAUUGUCGUAGAAAAGCUUACAGCUAUGGGCUGUUGGCACUGGCACAUCAAACAGAACUGACGACAGAGCUCUCAGAAGAGAAACUUUUGGGAAGAGCAACAUUUGCCUAUUACAGUGGUGUAGAAUGGUGACUUCUUUUUUUUUCUCAAAGGUUUCAUUCCUGGAUUGCUGAAAGCCAAAUUAGUUGAAAAGCUGAUCCUUUUACUCAUCUUUUUAUAUAUAUAUAUCCAUAUGAGGUUUUUCAGCUCAGUCCUAGGAGGGGCUGGUAAGGAUUAAAAAUCACAACAAGAUACUGCAGACUAAGCAAAAGAAUAGCAUUACUCUACGUCAUAUGCAUAAUGUAAGAUGAAACAGCAUCAUACUUCUUAAAAAUAAUUUAAUUAAAUGAUUAAACCAAUAAAUGUGUUCACGGCCAGCUACACACUUCAACAUUUGUACAGAGAUGGUACUUGUAGAAUAUUAUACAAAAUAUGUAGGGCUGGAUAGCUUUGUGCUUAUCUUCAUAGCUCUGUGUGCUAGAUGGAGCAGCAACACCAGUGGACCCUUAGGGACCUCAGCACACAAAUUAGAGAUUACCUAGGCUGGCAGACUGCAUCCAGUUAUCUGUUUAACACCCAUAGGCAGGCAGCUGAGGAGCACACUAGUCUGGACUUCAUUUGCCACAGUGACUGACCCAGCAUCUUUCAUCCCAUUCACAGAUGUUCAGCUUCAAGAUGUAACCAACAAGCUUAUAAUAAAAUAUGGUAUAUUAAAGCAUACUAGAGAUCAGCUGUAUUAUUAAUGGGAUGUCUGAUUCCUAGAAGGCAUAAUUUUUAAUCAUAUUAAUCUAUCAGCAAGCUAAGACAAUAUUUAAAAUAUGAUCAAUCAAUGCUUUAUUUGAUAAUGUUCGCAUAAGGUACACAGUAAAGUAUGUCACUGCAAGAACGUGGUAAGAAUAGAAGUACAAUCAGCAUGUCACAUCUGUGAGCCAAUGCACUGCUGGUCUUUAAUUUUUGGAACUGUAAGUUAAACUCGAUACAACUUCUGUGAGGCACUGAUGUGGCCCAAGCUUUAUGCCAUGCUCCCUGCCAGCACAGUUUCAUUUGGAUCCCACCCAAGCAGCUCAAGCAAAGUUUUAUUAUGAAAUUCAGGAAUACUUAGAAGAUGAAAAAUGUGAACAAAGGUGCUUUGAGGCCAGCUCAGGAGCAUGCUGGGAUUUAGGGGUUAGGAAUUGAGAUGAUGAAUAAAGGACACGGCCUCCUCCCGGCACAAAAUGCAGGAAUAGUAACAGACCUUGUGUUGCCCCUGCGAAAGAAGGUCCAUGGCAUGAGAGACUCCCUGUACCAUUCCUGAGCUCCAAGGCACUGCGACAACAAAUUGCCUUUAUGUAAAUGGUACGGUUUCUAAAGUAGAAUGAAAAAUUCUUUGGUAAAAAAUAAAUGCCAGGCUUGAGUGAGACAAAGCAGAUAUUCAUGUAUUUGCACAUAACAGUUCACACCAGCUAAGAACCUGAAUGAGCUGGAGAAAAAAAAAAGGAAAAAAAAAACACCCAGCCUCUUUGCAGUUGUCGACAAAAACCCUGAGAAUUUUUUCACUCCAGGGAAGUUUAAUACAAUUUCAGAGAGCCAUAAAAGUACCAAGCCUUGUUUUACCCAUCCUUAGAGUUCAAGUCCAUUGUUGUUCAAAAACAAACAAACGAACAAACACGAUUUUUCAAUCUACUCUCUCCCAGCAAAACUUAUUCGUGUUUGGAUUACACUGAUGUCAACUGAGCUGUAAUUAUCAACAGUGUAAUUGUAGCUGAGCUACUGAAUCCCAACUGAGCUUCUGCACCACUAAAGCAGCUUUUGUCUCCACGUAGAGGCUCCUGCAAAAUGUGAAAGGAAAUACAUGCAGUACUGACCAAACUCCUGUUUGAAGAGAAAAAUACAUACAUGAGAUGUAAGCACAGACAGUGGCCAUCCCGUAAGCACUCUCCCAAAACAGCAUCAACACAAGCAGUGAUCGUGGUAGGCCUUUUCAAGACUUUUAACAACAUGCUGCUGCUGCAGACCAAAGUCGUCCUCUGAAAUAAAGAACCUGUGCAUGGCCAUGGUGCUCUUGCAAGUCUCGGGAGAUGCUCGUGUUGUUUCUUCCAGCCAGCAGCUCCUCAUAGCUUUGCCAAGCUCAUUGCUCGACCCUUGAGGCAGCGGGGUUUGCUGCUCUCUUUUUAAACACAGAAUGGAAAGAGCAGCGCAGUAGCCUGGGAAUGUUACAAACUGGAGGUAUCUUGAGGACUAUGAAGGCUCUGAUGUGUCCCCAAGGCAUUUUAUCACCUUAUUAACACGAGCGUCUUGGCUCAGCUUGUCUUCAAAUGAAAUUUGCAGCGUGAUUUGAGUCCAGUUUUACCAGUGUUGCCAGUAACUGCUCACAAAAUAUAGCAAGAGUGAGGGUGUGGAGUCCUGAAAAGAUUCAAAUGAACAUCAUCAGUGCCACAAAAAAUGCAUUUAGAUGUGAAAGCCCUUAAGAAUACAAGGCAGGGGCACAAAUAGGAUGUGACCUCAUUGCUCUGAAGAGGAUUUGUUUCAAAAGCUGGGGAAAGUUGACACAGCUUAAUAUGAAAAAAAGAAUAACACACUUUAAGCCUACCAAAGCACUGUGUGUUCUUUGCUAAAGAGGAGCUAUGGUCCCACUGACAUCUGUGAUGGCACAGCUGUCUGAUUUACCAUCCCUGUAUAGAUCAACUUGAAGCUCAGACAUAAAAACGCUGCAGUGUACAUCAUUCACUGAAGCUCGUUUAAAAUUGCGUGUUUAUAGUCUGGUAAUUUGGCAUUUACUAUUUCUUACCCAAGAGCUACGUGAGCAACUAAAACGUAAUUUUUCAUUUGGCCAAUUCACUGAAUAGGAGGCUUUGUAGUGUUUCUGGGAAGCAGUGCGAUGGAUCAGUUCUCAAAGUUUUCAUCUGCCUCAUCGUAUUCAAUGACAGUGUUAACCUAUGGGUGUCAAACCUGUUUGUCUAGCCUGGGCCACACAGUGUAGAGGAAUUGUCUUGGGCUGCAUAUAAAAUACAAAUAUUUUAUCCGUAAAUAUUAAAAUUGUUUAUUUUGUUU
This is a messenger RNA of Lagopus leucura (white-tailed ptarmigan), 4498 nucleotides long. It is a transcript of the gene PPP1R17, whose product is annotated as protein phosphatase 1 regulatory subunit 17. Lineage: Eukaryota; Metazoa; Chordata; Aves; Galliformes; Phasianidae. The record is from RefSeq and is a predicted model, not a curated record. Gene Ontology annotation, molecular function: protein phosphatase inhibitor activity. Bases 347 to 823 code for a protein of 158 amino acids. The transcript is spliced from 5 exons. Gene Ontology annotation, biological process: regulation of phosphatase activity.